CGGGAGCCCGGGCGACCGGGCUUCUGUGAAACAUGGCGGUCGGCUGGGACCGUAGCACAAGGAAAGAAUGAGUAUAAAUUGAAAGAUGGAAGAAGGAUCAGUCUUGGUGCUGUUACUGCUAAGCAGCAUGACUAUAUGAAAGAAGAAGAAGGUUUUCCUGAAGAUGAGGCGACUGAAUCGGAAGAAGACCUUAAGUUUGGUGAAAGAGUUGGAUGCCUUUCCGAAAGUUCCUGACAGCUAUGUAGAGACUUCAGCCAGUGGUGGUACAGUUUCUCUAAUAGCAUUUACCACUAUGGCUUUAUUAACUAUAAUGGAAUUUUCAGUAUAUCAAGAUACAUGGAUGAAGUAUGAAUAUGAAGUAGACAAGGAUUUUUCUAGCAAAUUGAGAAUCAAUAUAGAUAUUACUGUUGCCAUGAAGUGUCAGUAUAUUGGAGCAGAUGUAUUGGAUUUAGCAGAAACAAUGGUUGCAUCUGCAGAUGGUCUAGUUUAUGAACCAGCAAUAUUUGAUCUUUCACCACAGCAAAAAGAGUGGCAGAGGAUGCUACAGCUGAUUCAGAGUAGACUGCAAGAAGAACAUUCACUUCAAGAUGUGAUAUUUAAAAGUGCUUUUAAAAGUACAUCAACAGCACUUCCACCAAGGGAAGAUGAUUCAUCACAGCCUCCAGAUGCUUGCAGAAUUCGUGGUCAUCUAUAUGUCAAUAAAGUAGCAGGGAAUUUUCACAUAACUGUGGGCAAGGCAAUUCCACAUCCCCGAGGUCAUGCACACUUGGCAGCACUUGUCAGCCACGACUCUUACAAUUUUUCUCACAGAAUAGAUCAUUUGUCUUUUGGAGAGCUUGUUCCAGGAAUUAUUAAUCCUUUAGAUGGAACUGAAAAAAUUGCAUUAGAUCACAACCAGAUGUUCCAAUAUUUUAUUACAAUCGUGCCAACAAAACUACAUACGUAUAAAAUUUCAGCAGACACCCAUCAGUUUUCUGUGACAGAAAGGGAACGUGUCAUUAACCAUGCUGCAGGCAGCCAUGGAGUCUCUGGGAUUUUUAUGAAAUAUGAUCUCAGCUCUCUUAUGGUGACAGUUACUGAGGAGCAUAUGCCAUUCUGGCAGUUUUUUGUAAGGCUUUGCGGUAUAGUUGGAGGAAUCUUUUCAACAACAGGCAUGUUACAUGGAAUUGGAAAAUUUAUAGUCGAAAUAAUUUACUGUCGUUUCAGACUUGGAGCCUACAAACCCGUCAGUUCUGUUCCCUUUGAAGAUGGCCACACAGACAACCACUUACCUCUUUUAGAAAAUAAUACACAUUAGCACCUCCCAAGUAAAGGAGAAAAACUUUUUGCCUGAGACGUAAAACCUUUUUUAAUAAUAAAAUAUUGUGCAAUAUAUUCAAAGAAAAUAUGAAUGAGAAGCAGGAAUCACCCUAGGGGGAAAAAAAAAAAGAAAAAAACCCAAACUGAAAUCCUAUAUGUGUUGUGUCUCUUACAAAUGUCCUAGAAGAAAUUAUGCAGCUAAUCUAAUCAGUGAAUAAGCCCACUGGAAUAUUGCGUUGAAGAUGACCCCUUCUGAUAUUUUCAUAGCAAACGGCAGUAUCGAAAUCAAACCUUGCUUCUUGAUGACAAAGAGCCUGAAGGAAGAAGUCAAACCACAUCUAAAGAAAAUGGCAUUGAUAAGUGCAAAUGUUUGCAUCUGUUUGUUUUUAAAAGAUAUGAUGUCAGAAUAAAAUAUGUAAAACAUGUGGAAAA
This is a messenger RNA of Eubalaena glacialis (North Atlantic right whale), 1731 nucleotides long. RefSeq names its product ERGIC and golgi 2 (gene ERGIC2). Lineage: Eukaryota; Metazoa; Chordata; Mammalia; Artiodactyla; Balaenidae. Bases 164 to 1297 code for a protein of 377 amino acids. The record is from RefSeq and is a predicted model, not a curated record. Gene Ontology annotation, cellular component: endoplasmic reticulum; membrane; COPII-coated ER to Golgi transport vesicle. The transcript has 15 exons. Gene Ontology annotation, biological process: retrograde vesicle-mediated transport, Golgi to endoplasmic reticulum; endoplasmic reticulum to Golgi vesicle-mediated transport.